GAGCAGUAUCAAAAAGAGUUUGAACUGUUAUUGAGUCCCUCCACUUUUCCCCAUCAGCAAUUAGAAAUCAGUGAUUUAUUAACAGUCUAUUUUCCUAAUUCAGAAAAUAUUCCUGAAAGGCACAGAGCCUUGCCUAAAGAAUUAGAAAAGUUAAUUACAACAACUCUUUUAAAGUUGGAGAAUGAGGACUUAAAGAAAAAACAAGAGCAAUUACCCAGUAAUGAGAAUUUUGAAAAAUUAACUAAGCAAAACCAAGCCUGA
Scutellospora calospora is the source of this 261-nucleotide messenger RNA. The record is from the annotation of a GenBank genome assembly. NCBI's taxonomy places the organism in Eukaryota, Fungi, Glomeromycota, Glomeromycetes, Diversisporales, Gigasporaceae.